CUCCUCCCCUCUCUAGUCGGGCCCACCCCUCGGGUCUAGUACCGCCUCUUCCGCGUUCUCGGAGCGACCUGCAGGUGGGUGCGCGCGACCGGUCCCGCGGCUGAGAUUUUCCUGAAGCCAGAGGAAGCAAAAGCCAGUCAGGAAGUGAAGAAUGCCUGCUACCUCCAGAGACUGUUGAAACAUUUCCUGUAGCUGGAAGACAGCAGCCCUCCGACAGGAGCAUUAUUUCAUUAUUUCAUUUCAGUUUACAGAGGAUUUACUUCUCAGAAGUUGGGCAAGCUCCACCUCCACCAGUACACGGAUGGUAGACCACCGAGCCCUGACCAAGGGGAAGUUUCAAAAACAACUCUCCUUCAACAAGUUCUGUUUCCAAGGAAGGUCUUAACCAUUUGUCCCUUCUGGCGUACCCUCUUCCAUUGAAAUCCAUGCAGAAUAGACCAGAGAUGGGCAGCAGUGAACCCCUUCCCAUUGCAGAGGGUGACAAGAGGAAAAAGAAGAAGCGGAAGGCCCGGGCCACUGACUCCUUACCAGGGAAGUUUGAAGAUAUGUACAAGCUGACCUCUGAAUUGCUUGGAGAAGGAGCUUAUGCCAAAGUUCAAGGUGCUGUGAGCCUGCAGAAUGGCAAAGAGUAUGCGGUCAAAAUCAUCGAAAAACAAGCAGGGCACAGCCGGAGUCGGGUAUUUCGAGAGGUGGAGACGCUCUAUCAGUGUCAAGGAAACAAGAACAUUUUGGAGCUGAUUGAGUUCUUUGAAGACGACACAAGGUUUUACUUGGUCUUUGAGAAACUGCAAGGAGGCUCCAUCCUGGCCCAUAUCCAGAAGCAGAAGCACUUCAAUGAGCGAGAAGCCAGCCGAGUGGUGCGGGAUGUGGCCGCUGCCCUUGACUUCCUGCACACCAAAGGUGAACCAAGCCUUUGUCUUGGUGAUUGGGUUGGAACGGCCAGCCUCGGGACUGAUGGAGAGGGGCAGGCCAGGCAGAGAUCCAGGCCAGGAGCUGGUGUACUUGGCAGCCCCACCCAUGAGGGCAUCGCUCACCGCGAUCUGAAGCCAGAAAAUAUAUUGUGUGAGUCUCCAGAAAAGGUGUCUCCAGUGAAAAUCUGUGACUUUGACUUGGGCAGCGGGGUGAAAUUGAACAACUCCUGCACCCCCAUAACCACACCAGAGCUGACCACUCCAUGUGGUUCUGCAGAGUACAUGGCCCCGGAGGUGGUGGAGGUCUUCAGGGAUGAGGCCACCUUUUAUGACAAGCGCUGUGACCUGUGGAGCCUGGGCGUGGUCCUCUACAUCAUGCUGAGCGGCUACCCUCCCUUCGUAGGUCACUGUGGGACCGAUUGUGGCUGGGACCGGGGAGAGGUCUGCAGGGUGUGCCAGAACAAGCUGUUCGAGAGCAUCCAGGAAGGCAAGUAUGAGUUUCCUGACAAGGACUGGGCACACAUCUCCAGCGAGGCCAAAGACCUCAUCUCUAAGCUCCUGGUUCGAGAUGCAAAGCAGAGACUGAGUGCUGCCCAAGUUCUGCAGCACCCCUGGGUGCAGGGGCAAGCUCCAGAAAGGGGACUCCCCACGCCGCAAGUCCUCCAGAGAGUCUUCAAGGAAAAAGCUCCAUCCAAAGGGGUUGUCUUUGAAAAGGAAAGCAAUCACUUGUCACUUUGCAUAAUUGCCUGCGGCAGGAACAUCUCUCCGCUGGGCUCCUGUCCACCUGCUCACCCGCCUGCAGAUCCAGGAUCCUGCCUGCUCUCCCGGCUGCGGCCAGUGGCGGCAGCGGCUGGGGCUGUGGCCCUCAGGGAGCCAGCCUUGAAAAGUGGCGGUUGACAGAGGCUCGUUCCUCUCUCUGCACUGUCACCCCCCACACACCCCUUCCUCUGUCCUCCGGAUGUCCUCCCCUGGGCUGAGCAAAGCCAUCCACUCAAUUCCGGAAAGGGCAGGGAGCCUUCUGCAUUCAGAAGGCCAGAUCAGUCUUCCAGUCUGUAGCGCAGGAGAAGCACAGAUCUUUGCAGGGACCGAAAAGUGUCCCUCAUUCAUCAUCCUCUUCCUUGUUGGGAUUGCUGCUGAAGUCCGUAUUAAUUCGUUUAAAAAAAAAAAAAUAAAUAAUGUUUGUUCUUUUAACCAUGCACUUCCAGCAACUGUGGGACUUCACACUCCCACGGCAAGCCGGUGGAUUUUCCAGAACAUGUCAUGGCUUGCUCUUCCUUGAAUGACCACGCAUGUGAGAGGUUUUAUUCCGCUGUUUCCUAUUAUUCUAACUGGUUUUAAGCUGUUAAGGUGACCAGUGACUCAGAGGCUGGGUCUGCUGGAAGGCAGCACCAGUGCAGGGCAAUUAGAAGGGACUCCGUGCCUGAUGGGGGCCCAGACCGCGGGCAUCCCUGGGUCUGAGCCAAGUGCCACCUAGAGCUAGAGAGCCUGAAGGCGCAUCUGGCCUCCAGGAAGCUGAGUGCCCAGCUGCCUAGAGAACAUGGAUCUGUAUAAGUCAGACAGACACUUACACGACAGUGCUAUUACACGAUGUGCUUGUUUUAAUAAAACUGUUUUAAAUUCUA
Mustela lutreola (European mink) is the source of this 2533-nucleotide messenger RNA. RefSeq names its product MAPK interacting serine/threonine kinase 1 (gene MKNK1). Gene Ontology annotation, biological process: protein autophosphorylation; peptidyl-serine phosphorylation; intracellular signal transduction. The transcript has 15 exons. Gene Ontology annotation, molecular function: calcium-dependent protein serine/threonine kinase activity; calmodulin binding; calcium/calmodulin-dependent protein kinase activity. The coding region runs from base 426 to 1808 and encodes 460 amino acids. Lineage: Eukaryota; Metazoa; Chordata; Mammalia; Carnivora; Mustelidae. The record is from RefSeq and is a predicted model, not a curated record. Gene Ontology annotation, cellular component: nucleus; cytoplasm.